UUCGGCUGCGGUCAUCUGUGCAAGCGUGCCUCCAGUGAGCCCCGAAGGACGGCCAGGCGCAGCAGUGUAGCGGCCCCUGCGCGCAGACCUCUCAGGAAGGCCCCGUUCGUGCCACCCCCUUGUUCGAGCGACCAAGCAAGAUCAUCGCAGAUGUUCGCUGCCGGAGGGCGCCACACUGUCCUGCUCAGGAGCGACGGCACGGCUGUGGCUUGCGGCGCCAAUCACUGUGAUCAGUGCAACCUCCCGACGCUGACCCUGGGCCUGACAUACACGCAGGUUGCCGCUGGAUGGAGCCACACUGUUUUGCUGAGGAGCGAUGGCGUGGCCGUGACGUGCGGUCUGAAUCGCCGUGGGCAGUGUAGCAUCCCAGCACUGGCCGACGACCUGAAGUACACGCAAGUUGCAGCUGGAGUGGACCACACAGUUCUCCUCAGGAGCGAUGGCGUUGCCAUGGCCUGUGGUUGCAGCGUUGAUGACCAGUGCAACCUCCCUGCGCUGGUCGAGGGCCUGACCUACACGCAGGUUGCUGCCGGAGGGCGCCACACUGUUCUGCUCAGGAGCGAUGGCACGGCCGUGGUUUGCGGUCACAAUGAUGGCCAGCGCGACCUCCCCCCGUUGUUUGCUGACCUGGCCUACACGCAAGUUGACGCUGGAGAGGACCAUGUGAUUCUGCUCAGAAGCGACGGCACGGCAGUGGCUUGCGGGGCUAAUUAUCGUGGUCAGUGCGACAUUCCUGCGCUAGUCAACGACCUCACGUACACGCAAGUUGCCGCUGGAGGGGACCACACAGUCCUGCUCAGGAGCGAUGGCACGGCCGUCGUCUGCGGCUGGAAUGGUGAUGGUCAGUGCGUCCUCCCUCAGCUGAUCGCGGACCUGACAUACACGCAAGUUGCCGCUGGAGGAGACCACACAGUUUUGCUGAGGAGCGACGGGACAGCCGUAGCUUGUGGCCGGAAUGCUGCUGGUCAGUGCGACAUCCCUGCGUUGCCCGGGGACUUGGCUUACACACCUCACCUGUUCCCAGCGCUGGUCCUGCAGGCGUUCGCCGGCGGAAAUCUUUAUCCGCAUCCACGGUCUCGCGGGUCAGGCGUCGCGCGACGGCCACUCGGUGCGCUUCGUGACCCUCGGCGGGGCGGAGAGCGCUUCCGCCUCGAGGCCGUCUGGCCCCAGGCCCGCCUCGCGGACCUCCACGGCCAGCUGGCGGCCCAGUGCCGCGCGGGCAGGCUGGGCCCCGGAGUCUGGCGAGUCGACGCGCUCUUGCCGGGGGGGCGGCUGCUCGGCGUCGAAGCGCCUCCGCCGAAGAGACGGUCGCCAGCGCCUUCGGGUCCUGAGUUGGCGGGCCCGCCGCGGCGUCGCGGCCGCGCAGGAGGGCUGAGCAGCUCGUCGAGGAGAUAG
Molecule: messenger RNA, 1395 nt
Organism: Prorocentrum cordatum
Lineage: Eukaryota; Dinophyceae; Prorocentrales; Prorocentraceae
Source: the annotation of a GenBank genome assembly